Molecule: messenger RNA, 3021 nt
Organism: Meira miltonrushii
Lineage: Eukaryota; Fungi; Basidiomycota; Exobasidiomycetes; Exobasidiales; Brachybasidiaceae
Product: protein prenylyltransferase
Exons: 1
Coding region: 1-3021 (1006 amino acids)
Biological process (GO): mRNA splicing, via spliceosome; generation of catalytic spliceosome for first transesterification step
Cellular component (GO): post-mRNA release spliceosomal complex; U2-type catalytic step 2 spliceosome; Prp19 complex
Molecular function (GO): protein binding
Source: RefSeq, a predicted model, not a curated record
AUGGCGCCCAAAAGAGGAAGAAGAGCAAAAGGUGCUCAGGGUGAUCAAAGUGCAAAGGGAGGUGAUGCUGAAGCAAAAGAUGCCGUAACUUGUUUGACGGAGCUCUUUGCUGUUGCUCACCCAUUUCCUGAUCCACUAAAGGAUGAAGAGCUAAUCCCGGCUGAAGAUGUGGGAUUGGAGCAAGAUCUUCUACUCAAUCUCACCAAUCCGAGAUCAUGGAAUGCAUAUCUCGAACACAUAGUCACAUCCAAUCGACCAUCAGAGCGAGAAGUCUUUUUCAGAGAUGCAGAUACGCAUUUAUCAGAAGCACAAGUCAAGCUGUUAGGACCACUCGCCUCAGGUUCAAAUCGAUUAGGCCUACGACGAAUCACAUUUGCGUACGAAAGGGCGAUCAAUGCAUUUCCAACAAACUAUAAUCUUUGGAAAGACUAUUUGUUGCUACGGAUGCGAUAUGUUUUGGGCGAUCCACAUGGCGGCAUGGACGGAUUCUGGAAAAAGCAAAUUCGAUUGGGAAAAGAGAAAUUAGAUGCUGGUCCUACAUUGCUGGAUGGAAAAGAUCAAGGACAAGAAGAAUGGCAGUGGGGCUUAGCAACUGGUGCACUGGAGCCUUUGGACGGUCGGAUAGGGUACAAAGAAUGGCAUGACCUUGCCGCCGUCUUUGAACGUGCACUGAUGCAUUUACCGACGUUGCCCAGGAUAUGGCAAUUAUACUUCACCGUGCUUAUGCAUCCAUCGUGUCCGCCUACGCUUUCUUUCACGCACACAAGGAGGACAUUCGAUCGAGCACUUAGGACUCUGCCACCUUCUCUACAUCUACGAGUAUGGAAGUACUAUCUUCGAUGGGCAGAAACAAGAGGAUCGGAAACAUGCAUUCGGGUGUGGAGACGGUAUUUGCGAGUCGAUCCAAGUUUGACCGAGAGGUAUGUGCAGAUAUUAGAAAGAUUGAGGGAAGAGGAGGACGACAAUGAAGACGAAGAAGAGGAAGCAGAUGAAAAGCGGGUGAUCAUCAAAGAGCAACGUGCAAGAGAGGCUGUCAAGUUACUGCUUGGACUGGCAAGGGAUGCACUGGAGGGGAAAUACAUUUCUCCAGAGGGUAAGAGCUCCUACCAACUUCUGAUAGAAUGGCUAAGCCUUUGCGAAAAGUACGCCGAUGAAGUUGGACUUGACCCAAACGAAGAUCAGCAAGCGGGCACCAAGAAAUUGGCAGACUCCGCAGAUCUAUUUGAGCCUCUGUCAACGGCAAAAUUGCCUGUCGCUCACAUUGUGCGAACAUUGGGACUAGAUAGAUUCCCUGAUCAAGCAGGGCGGCUUUGGACAGGCUUGGCUACAUACUGGAUUAGAAGAGGUGAUUUGGAUGCUGCCAAAUCGACGUUUGAAGAAGGAAUGAGAAAGGUCAUGACCGUUCGUGAUUUUACACAAAUAUUUGAUGCAUACGCUGAAACAAGUGAGAAUAUCAUUGGCUUUAUGAUGGAUGAGCUAGGGCAAGAAGAAGAGGAAGGAGACGAAGAUAAUGAUCAGGAAGAGAAAGAAGCCGAUCUGGACAAAAGAAUGAAAGACUUUGAAGAGCUGAUGGAGCGAAGGCCUUUCCUUGUGAAUGACGUCAUGAUUCGUCGAAACCCGAAUGAUGUCCAAGAAUGGGAAAAACGUGCAUCACUGUUCGGCGAAGAUGACGCAAAGGUCGUCGAAACGUACGAUGAAGCAAUUGCGACGAUCAACCCACGCAAAGCCACAGCAAACCUACAUCAACUCUUUGUCAACUUUGCUAGAUUCUAUGAAGAACGAGGAAAUAUCGAUUCUGCUCGUAAGAUCAUGGAGAAGGCAACUACUGUUCCGUUCACGAAAGUGGACGAUCUAGCUGAGGUAUGGUGCGAAUGGGCGGAACUGGAAGUACGUAAUGGCAACUUUGAUGGAUCCCUACGGAUCAUGUCUCGGGCAACAGCUGCUCCAAAGACGGGAGCUGCGAUCAAAGCAGUCAGCUUCCUGGAUGACAGUUUGUCAGCGCAAAAGCGUUUGUUCAAGAGUAGCAAGCUGUGGACAUUUUAUAUCGAUUUAGAAGAGAGUAUUGGCUCUGUCGAGAGUGCAAGACAAACAUACGAUCGUAUGAUCGAGCUCAAGAUUGCCACACCUCAAGUGAUUGUCAACUAUGCCGUAUUCUUGGAAGACCGCAAGUACUUCGAAGAAGCAUUCCGUGUUUACGAACGAGGUGUAGAGGCAUUUACCUAUCCGGUCGUUUUUGAGAUUUGGAACAUCUAUCUGUCGAAGUUCAUCAAUCGAUUUGGUGCAAGUAAGCUUGAACGUGCCCGCGAUAUGUUUGAACAAGCGUUGGAAAAGUGUCCCGACAAGUACUGUCGUCCACUAUUCUUGAUGUACGGAAAGCUAGAAGAGGAUUAUGGAUUGGCAAAAAGGGCAAUGUCCAUCUACGAACGUGCAACAGAACGUGUUUUACCUCAAGACAAGUUCAACAUGUACGUCUUCUAUAUUGCUAAAGUGGCCGCCAACUUCGGUCUUGCUGCCACUAGACCGGUAUACGAACGAGCAAUUGAGACUCUACCAGAUCGUCAAACUGCAGAUAUGUGCGUUCGUUUCGCACAAUUGGAACGCAAGCUCGGCGAAAUCGAUCGAGCUCGUGCAUUGUAUGCACAUGCAAGCCAGUUCUGUGAUCCUCGAACGCAAAAAGAGUUUUGGGCGCAAUGGAACGCUUUCGAAAUCGAACAUGGAUCCGAAGAUACGUUCAGAGAGAUGUUACGAAUCAGAAGAUCUGUUCAAGCUCAAUUCAAUACAGACACGUCGUACAUUGCUGCUUAUGCAACUGCACAACAACGUGCGAAUGAAGCGAAUGCAACGCAACCACCAAUUUCACAAGAUCCAAUGGCACAAGCAGAACAAGAAGCUGCAAACGCUCGUACAUUCACUUCAACAGCACCAAUGUUUGUUGCUGCAAAGCAGACUGGUAGUGCCGCUCAAGCUCCAGUAAACGGAGAAAAUGUAGGCGAUGGGGACGAUGAUAGCGAUUUAAUGUAA